AUGGAUGACCAGCAAGAACUGAGAACAGCCCCAACCUACCCAGUCCCAUCCCGCCUCCUCGUCAGUGUCGAGCACCCUGCUGUGGUCCGCAAUGUCGACAAGGCGAUAGAGACUCUACAGGGCGACACGGGGAUAAAAACCUUCCUGAACCCAGCCAAGCCAGACAUACAGGCAAAUCUGGUGCUUCGGCCGGAUGAUGCCAUGGCCCGGCCUUUGCAGUCGACCAGCAGUGCAUCAAACAAUGUCCUGGUCAAGGUGACUGUUCCAAAGCGGACGGGACGGAAGCGCAAGAAGGGCUCGGAUGAGCCUUUUAUGGACGCACCAGAGUCUGAAGAUACGGAGCCGCGGCCACGACGGUCAGCUAAGGAUCUGAUGCGCAGCUUGAGUGAUAACCAGUCUGCGUAUCAUGUCGAGCCAGUUGGGAAGAUACAACGCACUCACGUUUUCCGAGGAAUGCCGGAUUUCGUUUACUCGACUACAGCGAGCUCCUUUACGAACCGAUUCCGGGAUCAAAUUCUUCCAUUUGACUUCGAGAAAAUGAAACAGUUCGAGCUGGACAUGAGCAAAGGCGCCACUCUCAACGCAGACAUCAUCCCACCCCCAUCCUUCAGCCACGGCGACGUCCCUUUCCACUACAUCUACCGCCAAAACCCAACAGUCAAACAAUCAAUCGGCCAAUCGGGCGAAAUAACAACAGUGAACACGCAACAAGUCCACAAAGUCCUAACCUACCUAGUCCCCUACGACAUCGAAAAAGUCCCAACAGAACCACGGCCAGACCUCCCCCCAAUCUCAACCCUAGACUCCAGCAUGCGUGAAACAAUCAACAAACUGCGAGCCCUCUACGAAACCCAACCAGCAUGGACACGCCGCGGCCUCCGCAACAACUUAACAACAGACGAGGAUCGCACAAACCUACGCCAUGCCGUCCCCUACGUAGGCUACAUCUUUCGCUCAGGACCAUGGCGCGACGCAAUCAUCAAACUAGGCAUCGAUCCACGCACCUCACCGGACUACCGACACUACCAAACAUUCAUGUUCCGCCUCCUCGCGCGCGAAGCAGAACUAGCCCGCGACGGCGCAAGUGGUCGGCGCCAUAAUCUGCCCCGGCCAUUCGAUCUCUAUAAUGCCCAACUUUCUGCAAAUGCGCAGAAUUCAAACCAGAACCCGGAAGACGGGACGUCAAAUACACACAUCUUCACUGGGAAAUUACCGUUCUCGGCAGAUGGUAAAAUCUGGAUGAUAUCCGAGAUCCAGGAUCCGCAAUUGAAACAAGCAUUGUAUCCACCGCCUGAAAAAUCGGUCGGAUUUCUACGGGAGGAGUGUGAGAUAGUUGCAGAUGGGUGGUAUGGGAACGGGACGUUGGGGAAGGCGAAGACUGUGAUGAGGCACAAGAUCCAGGCGUUGAUGGAGGGUCGGGAGGCUGACGAUAGCGAGUUUUGGAAGGUUAUGGAGUUGCCGGAUCAUGCGCGGUCUGAGGCUGAUUUUGAGAAGUUUACGUUUGAUGGGGAUGUUAGUAGUCGGGAGAUGCAGCUUGCUACUGAGGUUCGGUCUGCGAUUCGAGGUUCGCCUAUUUGGAAUCGGUUGGAGGGGAGUGGAAAUGGAGGCAGGGGGAAGGGCAAGGGGAAAGGGAAAGAAAGAAAGAAGGGGAAGGAUUUGGAUGAGGGACCCGAGAAGGGGAAGGGGAAAGGGAAGCCCGGGAAGGCUGGGAAAGGGAAGAAGGGCAAGGAGGUUGCGUUUGAGGAGCCUGAUGCUGAAGAGCAGAUUGAUGAGCCUAGUGAAGGUGAGGAGGAAGAGAUUCAGCGGCGAGAGAUGCUGGCUGAGCAGGUUGCUGCUGCUGCCGAGGCGAGGGAUGCAGAUCAAGAUGACGAUGAGAGUGAUAACUCAGAUGAAGAGGGGAGUGAUUGA
Messenger RNA from Penicillium canescens, 1908 nucleotides. RefSeq names its product transcription factor TFIIIC subunit TFC1. Gene Ontology annotation, cellular component: transcription factor TFIIIC complex. The coding region runs from base 1 to 1908 and encodes 635 amino acids. The transcript has 5 exons. The record is from RefSeq and is a predicted model, not a curated record. Lineage: Eukaryota; Fungi; Ascomycota; Eurotiomycetes; Eurotiales; Aspergillaceae. Gene Ontology annotation, biological process: transcription initiation at RNA polymerase III promoter.